Protomyces lactucae-debilis is the source of this 2265-nucleotide messenger RNA. RefSeq names its product E1-E2 ATPase-domain-containing protein. The record is from RefSeq and is a predicted model, not a curated record. Gene Ontology annotation, molecular function: copper ion binding; P-type divalent copper transporter activity; ATP hydrolysis activity. The transcript has a single exon. Lineage: Eukaryota; Fungi; Ascomycota; Taphrinomycetes; Taphrinales; Protomycetaceae. The annotation marks the transcript as partial. Gene Ontology annotation, biological process: copper ion homeostasis; monoatomic cation transport. Gene Ontology annotation, cellular component: membrane.
GAGCGCGUCCUCUUUGUUGUGCAAGGCAUGGAUUGUGCAGGUUGUGCCGCUAGCGUAGAUGCGGUUGUCAAGCGCAUUCCAGGGGUCGCGAGCAACACUGUCAAUUAUACCACCUGUCAGCUGACUGUGGAUUAUGAGGGCCACCUGCUGUCAGGGGCGGCACUUCAGAAGGCGAUUGAAGCAGCUGGAUACAAAUGCUCGGUGGCGACCGAAUCUCAGGAAGAGAUGCUUCGCUCGCUUGGCAAGGCCGAUGAAGUGAAGGAGUUUCAACGCAACUUCUUUUUUUCUCUCGUUCUGUCCAUUCCUGUUAUUUUCAUCAGCACGAUCCUUCCGCUCUUUGGCAAGAAUGGAUUGCAGUUUGAGAUCACCCCUCGACUGUUCCUCUUUGAUUUGGUUCUCCUCAUACUGACGACGCCGCUUCAAUUUUAUUGCGCCAGACGCUUCUACCAAUUCACUUGGUCAGCUCUGCGUCGCUUCGAGACCAACGCCGAUACGCUCAUCACGCUGGGUAUGAGUGUUUCGUACCUCUACUCCAUCUUCGCCAUGGCGACCGCAAAACCUCACAAGAGACCCGAGACGCUGUUCGAGACAUCUGCUGAACUCGUCACAUUUGUUCUUUUUGGUCGCUGGCUUGAGGCAAGUGCCACGGGUAGCACAACAGAAGCCAUGGCUGCGCUUGUUAAGCUUGCUCCAGAUACAGCUGUUGUUGUUCGCAAUGAGCGUGAGGUCACGGUACCAGUCGAUGCUCUGACGGUGGGAGAUAUCAUUGUGCUCCAUCCAGGAACGAUUGUUCCAGCAGAUGCGAUUGUCAUUUCUGGUCAAGGCGAUUUUGAUGAAAGUAUGCUGACUGGUGAAAGUAUCCCUCGGCCAAAACAAAAAGAUGACCUGGUAGUUGCAGGUACUCGCAAUCUCAAUGGAAGCAUCGUCUGCAAAGUAAAAUUCGCAGGCCAAAUGACUCAGCUACAGCAAAUCAUCAAACUCGUCUCUGAUGCUCAGACCGGCGAAAAGGCAAAUGUACAAUCACUCGCUGAUCGCGUCGCUGCCAUUUUCACGCCCUGUGUUGUGAUCUUGUCGCUCAUCACCUUCAUUGCUUGGUAUGUUAUGGACCCUACACGCUAUCUGCACAAAUCUCGUGGCCAUUUCUAUGAUAGCUUGCGAUUCGCUAUUGCCGUCAUCGUUGCAAGUUGUCCGUGUGCUUUGGUUGUCGCUACGCCAGCAGCUGUCAUGGUUGGCACGGGUAAAGCAGCAUCCCUCGGCAUCCUCAUCAAAGGCGCACCUGUCCUUGAACAUAUGACGCAAGUCACAGACAUCAUCUUUGACAAGACGCGAACACUGACGACCGGCGAGUUUACACUCUCUGAGGCAAAGUUUAUCACGCCAAUGAGCCAAGUUGAGCAGCUUGAGUUGUGGCGAGCGGUUGCCGCUGCAGAAUCGGCAAGUGGUGCUGUGCAUCCAUUGGGUGCUGCCAUCCUUGCUCAUGUGGCGAAAUUGAGCUCAGAAACGUUACCCAUGGUACAGGAAUUUGAAUACCUGCCUGGUCGUGGUAUUGCUUGUAAGAUACAAGAUCGCUUGUUGAAGGUUGGCAAUCAUCUGUUGCUUGGCUUGCCGGCCAUCGAAGGCAACACCGAUACGAACGUUUUGGUAUCUGUUGAUAGUCAACAUGUCCUGAGCAUAGGCCUCAAAGAUCAACUACGCCCUGGUGCUCAACAAGUCGUGGCGAAGUUGCAGGAAGCAAGACAAGUUUGGAUACUGACCGGCGAUGAAGAGGCAUGUGCAGCUCCGAUUGCAAAGUCACUCGGCAUCUCUCCUGAUCACUUAUACGCGCAGUGUUCACUUCAAGACAAAGCUCGAUUUGUGACAGACUUGCAAGCGCAAGGUCGCAGGUGUCUCAUGAUGGGCGAUGGUGUGAAUGACUGUCUUGCAUUAAGUGAAGCGCAUGUUGCAGUGUCCAUGCAUGGGCCAGGCACACAAGUGGCUGUGGAUUCUGCAGAUGUCGUGAUUCUUGGUCAAGAUGCGGAUUCUGCCAUCUUGGUCAAACUUGUCCAUGCACUGGCACUGGCGGAGGCAACACUCGCUCGCAUCAAACUCAACCUGGUGCUUGCCUUUGGUUGGAACUUGUUGGCUUUACCGCUCGCUAUGGGAUUACUGGUACCCAUUACAGGCGCGGCUGUCUAUUUGCCACCAGGACUCGCAGGUGGGCUCAUGGCGAUGAGCUGUGUGGGGAUCAUCACUAGCAGCUUGAUGCUUCAACGAUGGCAACCACCA